Messenger RNA from Ilex paraguariensis (yerba mate), 1485 nucleotides. The record is from the annotation of a GenBank genome assembly. Lineage: Eukaryota; Viridiplantae; Streptophyta; Magnoliopsida; Aquifoliales; Aquifoliaceae.
AAUCGAAUUUUCUAGGGUUUCCAUGCAAUUGUGAUUCUAUCCAAAACCUUCUCUCUCUUUGUUGUAUCACUCUGUGAAAGAUCCAUUACAGUUACAGGGAUAAUGCUGUCACAGAAGCUGUACGAAACAUUCAAAGGGACGAUGGAGAGGAUCUCUAGUCCCCGCACUGUAUCUGCUUUCAAAGAAAAAGGCGUUCUUAGUAUUAACGAGUUCAUCAUCGCCGGCGACAAUCUCGUCUCUAAAUGUCCUACCUGGUCCUGGGAAUCAGGUGAGCCAAGCAAACGGAAGUCAUAUUUGCCUGCUGAGAAGCAAUUCUUGAUCACCAGGAACGUUCCCUGCCUGCGAAGAGCUGCAUCAGUAGAAGAAGAAUAUGAAGCUGCUGGAGGUGAAGUCCUACUUGAUAAUGAUGAUGAUGAUGGCUGGCUGGCUACUCAUGGGAAACCGAAAGAAAGCAAAAGCGACGAGGUGGAAAAUUUACCUUCCAUGGAGACACUAGAAAUCAGCACAAAAAGUACUAUUCAGCCAAUCUCUUCAUACUUUGGGGGUGAGGAGGAGGAAGACAUACCAGAUAUGGCAGAGUAUGAAGAACCAGACAACCUUAUUGAAACCGACCCUGCAACACUUCAGUUUACGUAUCAUGUGGCUCAUGAACCUGAUGAUGACAAUAUUUUACGAACACGAACAUACGAUGUCAGCAUCACGUAUGACCAAUAUUACCAAACUCCUCGUGUGUGGCUUACUGGAUAUGAUGAGUCAAGGAUGCUUCUGCAACCAGAGCUUGUACUCGAAGAUGUUAGUCAAGACCAUGCACGCAAAACUGUAACUAUCGAGAACCAUCCGCACUUGCCUGGGAAACAUGCAUCUAUACAUCCAUGCCGGCAUGGGGCCGUGAUGAAGAAGAUAAUUGAUGUUUUGAUGUCACGGGGAGUUGAGCCAGAAGUUGACAAGUAAUUUUUUUCUAAUUACUUGCACAAUUGAGAUCUGAAUUCUGAUUUAUACCUGCUUUUGAUUUUUUAGGAAGUAAGUUGUCAGGUAGGGUCACUUGCUUGUGGACUUGAACUUGAAACCAUGGUGUGAGUUGGAUUCUGACCCAUCAAGUGAAACAGAUUUGAACUAGUGGACCACGAAUCAGUCUAACUAAAACACCUCAGAAAGUGCAAGUUGAGUCAGUAACCACCGGGCUUACAGUAGCCCUUUGUGCUUUAUUUUAAUUUUAUUUUCCUCUUUUGGUCCAACCAUAAUAGCAAUGAAUCCAGUAAAUCAUAUGAAUGGGUCAUUUUAUAAAAUUAAAUGAUUAACCUGAUCUUUAAUGGAAGAUAAAGAGAUCAGGUGGUAAUGGUCAGGUGGAGGGCUAUAGCUGAAAACAUGGGGUGGUUGAUUUCAUGUCUUUUCCAUUGCAACUUGUUAUAAAUCUGAUGUCUGUUCAAUUUAGUUAGUCACUCAAAUGCUUUUUCUGCUGCCAUAUUUGUAACCUCUUUCUUUCCU